Molecule: messenger RNA, 1326 nt
Organism: Caenorhabditis bovis
Lineage: Eukaryota; Metazoa; Nematoda; Chromadorea; Rhabditida; Rhabditidae
Source: the annotation of a GenBank genome assembly
AUGCUAAUAUUAUAUCUAUUAUCCAUUUUUAACGUCUUUAUUUCUGUAAAUUCCGUCAAUUUGGGUGAUUUGAAACUGGUGCUGGUACAAGCGAUUUGGAGACAUGGUGACAGAGCACCUCAGACGCCUUUCAGAACAGAUCCUAUCAAAGAAUCGGAUUGGAUUUUUGGCGGUGGCGGAUACGGCGAAUUGACACCGGAUGGAAUGCGACAGCAUUUCAAAUUGGGAAGAGCGAUUCGUGAUCGAUACAUCAGCGGUACGUUUAAAUUUCUACCGGAAACCUACGAUUCCAAAAAGAUCCAUAUUCGAUCCACAGACCGAAAUCGUACCAUUAUUUCGGCGUUGUCUAACAUAUACGGAAUGUAUUCUGUGAACAAUUCGAAGUCAAGAUCUGGUAUCGAUUAUCCAGAUAUUGCCGGAUGGACCCCGGGAUUCAUACCGAUUGCUGUUCACACAAGAGACUAUGAUUCUGAUUGUGUAGCGAAUGUCGAAUGCGAUUGUCCGCGAAGAGAUGCGUUGCAAGACAUGGCCCACACGCUGCCAGACUACGUGAACUACACGACAAGUCCGGAGUUCUUGGAGGUGCUUCAAAAUUUGACGACGAACACCGGCGAGAACAUCACAGCAGAUAAUCUUUGGACGGUUCCUGAUGCGUUGCUUUGUGAGAGAAUUCAUUUUUAUGAUAGAUUGAUAUCUGAAAACACGUGGUAUUCUGAUGAAUUUUACACGAAAAUUCAGCGAAUUAAUCAUCGAACAAGUUAUUUCACUUGUGGAAUUUAUGCUAAACCAUCCAUCGUAAACUCAAUUGACGUGGGAAAAGAAAUUAUCAAAAUCCGUAGUGGUCCAAUUACGAACGAGAUUUAUGAUCGGAUGACACAAAAAUUGGAUUGUGCCAAGAAUCCGAAGUGCACAAACCAAUUCAUUCGAAAUCUGCAGUAUUAUGCGUAUUCAGCGCAUGAUGAGACGAUUUACUCGCUGAUGACUUCAUUUGGAAUUGAGGAUAAUGCAGCUCCUGAUCCGGGAGAAUGGCCUGCUUAUUCGGCAUCGAUUUUUGUCGAACUUUUCACUGACAAUAAAAACGAUGCUUAUUUCAGUCUUGUUUACCGAGCAAAUGAGAACGCAACUUUUGUGAGCUUGACGAAAACAAUUCCAGAUUGUAAAUCUCAAGAUUAUUGCCCGAUUGAAGUAUUCAAGAAAUACGCGGAAAUGUACAAACCAGAUCAAGAUAUAACAUCGUGGUGUCAAGUUUUACCAUCCAAUUCAUCUCGCCAAUUUUUCGGAUUCUCAGCUGUCGUUGUUGCCAUAUUUUCCAUUUUCAGGAUUUGA